Closterium sp. NIES-65 is the source of this 921-nucleotide messenger RNA. Lineage: Eukaryota; Viridiplantae; Streptophyta; Zygnematophyceae; Desmidiales; Closteriaceae. The record is from the annotation of a GenBank genome assembly.
AUGGCAGCUCGCCAACUUCUCUUGUGGCUUCGGAUGGACUUGCAUGACGAAGAUUCACGCUUCUUUAGCACUGUCUCCCGCUUCCCUCCCUGCCCGCAUCCUCCUCAUCAAAGCACUGCUCCCUGCCUUUCUCCGCUUCACCUUAUCUCUGCGCCUACUUCUCCUUUAGGGACUUCCGGCCCACAGCUCUGUGAGCGUUUGCGCUGCAGAGAGCGCUCACGAGGGGGCGGGGAAUGGGGACUGCUGAUGGGGCUGGCGGAGGCUAUAGAGGAUGUGUUUGGUGUUGAAGAUGGCGGGGCGGUGGUACGGUGGAUAUAUCGCCAACCCCACAGCUAUGAUGCACCUGUUCCUCCUACUCCAUCCCCGCACCUGCUUCUCCCACGCCAUCUUCUGCCCCACGGACUCCCCCAUACCCACGGCACGGGCGCACUGCUCACCCAAGAAGAGGUUGCUGCCAUGGCAGAGCUGCACGGGAGGCUGCAGGCGAAGCUGGGUGAGGCCCGGCUGCUGGGUUCCCCGUGGCGGUUUUUGAGGAUGGCCGGGCAGAGGGAGGAGGAGGUGCGUCCGAAGGUAGAGCAGCGGGAGAAGGCGGUAGGUGUGAGCCCUGCAGCACCCGUGCCCGCCUUCUACUCCUUCUUGGGGCCGCGCCUGGGCGACGCAAGCGCCGCGGGCAGCGCAGGUAGACUGGCGGCGGGUGCAGUGGAGCAGCAGGGUGAAGCCCGUUGCCUCAGCCUCUCCUCCGCACGCCUCGCACUAGCAGCAUUAGCUCCUCUUUUGCGCGCCUCCCCUACACUACUGCCCCUGGGAGACGACUCGAGGGCAGCAUGGGCAGGAGAAUGGGAGGGAGGGGAGAGGGAAGAGGGGGGGGAGAGGGAAGAGGGGGGGGAGAAGGUGGGGGAGAAGGGGCGGGAGGGAGCAUGA